This is a messenger RNA of Haemonchus placei, 594 nucleotides long. The record is from the annotation of a GenBank genome assembly. NCBI's taxonomy places the organism in Eukaryota, Metazoa, Nematoda, Chromadorea, Rhabditida, Trichostrongylidae.
AUGCUGUUCAGUUUGCAUUUGAUAAUUACCGAUCAUGGGAUAGUCAAAAUUAGGAACAUAGUCGUGUCCCGUCGUCAAUAUCACGCACUGAUCCAGCUGAAACCCAUGAUGCUGAUAUCCGAUGCCUUGUGGCAACAUCAUAUCUGGUUGAGUGGUGACAAUAUAUUGCGGAUGAGCAACGUUUGGCCCCUCAUGUUGGAUACUGUAAUCCAUGGGUACCGAGACGGGCAACGAUGUGGACGUCAGAUGGUGCACCGAUGGCAGCUGUUGGGGAUUGAUCGACCUGAAAUUCAGCAUAUUCAGUUGCAUCGGUAGAUGCACGUUGAUCGGUGCUGUCGGCGCUCCGCCCAACGAUGAAUCAUUCUUUAUAUCUCCUAAUAGCUGCGAAUUUAACAUGUUAUCAUCGAUGGUGUUCAGCAUCGGAUUUGAAUGACGCGACGGAUCCACCUCACUGUCAUACCUGUUAUAGAUGUGCAUCAAGAGACUGUUGUUGCUAUUUACAAGAGUGUCUAAUGAGCUCGUGUCAAGAUCAAGUUGGUGAUCUGACGGGGGCAUCAAAGCACUCGCUUGCAGUGGUUGUGUAAUCGGGUUUAA